Messenger RNA from Brassica napus (rape), 1207 nucleotides. RefSeq names its product protein RESPONSE TO LOW SULFUR 3. Bases 732 to 1025 code for a protein of 97 amino acids. The transcript has a single exon. Lineage: Eukaryota; Viridiplantae; Streptophyta; Magnoliopsida; Brassicales; Brassicaceae. The record is from RefSeq and is a predicted model, not a curated record. Gene Ontology annotation, biological process: cellular oxidant detoxification.
UGGACGGAAAAGAGAUGAGUCUGUCCCUGCUGAGAUGGUCCACCUGCGCUAUAACACCUGCUUCAGAGGUUAUUGUGGCCGCGAAAAUCCUCGAGUUUCUUUCCUACCAGAUGCAGUAUACGAUGGCAUGCAACAACAGCUUCAACACAGCAAGCAAACCUGAUGAAGCAACCACCCGCGGGUGAGAUAUAGAAUGUUAUUUAAAGAAAAUGCUAGUAUAUUCAUUACCAAUUGAUUUUGCGUUAGGUGUCCAUAAAAUGUAAUACUAUAUGUUUGAUGUUCUCACAAUUUGUGUGAUUCUCAGUUUAGUUGAAAAUAUAAUUUAAUUUAAUUUUUGAAAUAAAUAUUUAAGAAAUUUUAGAUAGAUGUAUUAGAAAGAAAAAAUUAUGGUACCAAUAAAAUGGAUUCUCAUACCCAUAAAAUAGAUGUAUUAUUAGUAAGCCAUUUUUCAAAAAAGAAAACUAUUGAAUUAUUUAUCAGAAAAAGAUCUGCAAUAGUCAAAUACGUAUAAUGCGCCACGUGUGGUUACUUUUCAAAGAAACACGACAGACACUGAUUUGUCAGAAGAAAACAAAAUAAUGAGAAAUUCAAAAACACGAGAUACAUUGAACCUGGACACUUAGCAUGCCAAGGCCAAAACGCUUAUUAAAAGGAUCAACGACACAAUAGUGAAGUACACAAACAGAGGCAACGGAACCACCAAAUCAAGUUGUUUCCAAUAUUCAAAGAAAAUGGGAAAAGGAGGAGCUUAUCUGACGGUGGCGGCGGAAGAGGUUGAGAAGCUACGGAGGAGGAACGGAGAAUUGGAGAGAGAAAUGGAGGAGAUGAAGAAAGAGAUGAUUCAGUUGUGGAGGCGGACGGUGGUGGCGGAAGAGGCGGAGGAGAGACUCUGCUCGCAGCUGGCGGAGCUGGAGGUUGAGUCUCUAGAUCAGGCGCGUGAGUAUGAGUCUCGUAUACACUUCCUCGUGGACCAAAUCUCUCGUCUCUCUUCCUCCUCUCUCGAAGUCGUUGUUAUGAAUUCGUAGUGUCGGAGUAUAUGUAUAAUAUAUAAUAUCUGUAAAAAUGGCUAAUAUGAAUCCUAAGAUCUAUACCAGUUUUAAAUUUUUUUUUUUUUUUGGUUAGGAGGAUCCAAAACCUCUAGAGCUAGUCCGAUGUGUAAAAAAAAAAAGUAAAACAGAUCAAUACUGUAUUAAAAUUUCCAUUUUCA